Oreochromis aureus is the source of this 8519-nucleotide messenger RNA. RefSeq names its product serine-rich adhesin for platelets-like. The coding region runs from base 3 to 8519 and encodes 2838 amino acids. The transcript has 2 exons. NCBI's taxonomy places the organism in Eukaryota, Metazoa, Chordata, Actinopteri, Cichliformes, Cichlidae. The record is from RefSeq and is a predicted model, not a curated record.
UAAUGACUGAUUCAGAUGGAGUCGAUGGUUCUAUGACAGCUUCAGAAGUAACCACUGAUUCAGAUGGAGUAGAUGGUUCAGGGACUGGUUCAGAAGUAACGACGGAUUCAGAUGGACUGGAUGGCUCAGUGACUGGCUCUGAAGUAACCAUUGAUUCAGAUGGAGUGGGUGGUUCAGUGACUGGUUCAGAAGUAACCAUUGAUUCAGAUGGAGUGGAUGGUUCAGUGACUGGCUCUGAAGUAACCAUUGAUUCAGAUGCCGUAGAUGGUUCAUUGACAGCUUCAGAAGUAACCACUGAUUCAGAUGGAGUGGAUGGUUCAGUGACAGCUUCGGAAGUAAUCAAUGGUUCAGAUGGAGUAUAUGGUUCAGGGACUGGUUCAGAAGUAACGACGGAUUCAGUAGAACUUGAUGGCUCAGUGACUGGCUCUGAAGUAACCACUGAUUCAGAUGGAGUGGAUGGUUCAGUGACUGGUUCAGUUUCAACUGGUGUUUCAGAUGCGGUUGUUGGUUCAGUGACAGGUUCGGAAGUAAUGACUGAUUCAGAUGGAGUCGAUGGUUCUGUGACAGCUUCAGAAGUAACCACUGAUUCAGAUGGAGUAGAUGGUUCAGGGACUGGUUCAGAAGUAACGACGGAUUCAGUAGGACUGGAUGGCUCAGUGACUGGCUCUGAAGUAACCAUUGAUUCAGGUGGAGUGGGUGAUUCAGUGACUGGUUCAGACGUAAAAAUUGAUUCAGAUGCAGUUGUUGGUUCAGUGACUGGUUCGGAAGUAAUGACUGAUUCAGACGUAACCAUUGAUUCAGAUGCGGUUGUUGGUUCAGUGACUGGUUCGGAAGUAAUGACUGAUUCAGAUGGAGUCGAUGGUUCUGUGACAGCUUCAGAAGUAACCACUGAUUCAGAUGGAGUGGAUGGUUCAGUGACAGCUUCGGAAGUAAUCAAUGAUUCAGCUGGAGUAGAUGGUUCAGAGACUGGUUCAGAAGUAACGACAGAUUCAGUAGAACUGGAUGGCUCAGUGACUGGCUCUGAAGUAACCACUGAUUCAGAUGGAGUGGAUGGUUCAGUGACUGGUUCAGUUUCAACUGGUGUUUCAGAUGUGGUUGUUGGUUCAGUGACUGGUUCGGAAGUAAUGACUGAUUCAGAUGGAGUCGAUGGUUCUGUGACAGCUUCAGAAGUAACCACUGAUUCAGAUGGAGUAGAUGGUUCAGGGACUGGCUCUGAAGUAACGACGGAUUCAGUAGGACUGGAUGGCUCAGUGACUGGCUCUGAAGUAACCACUGAUUCAGAUGGAAUGGAUGGUUCAGUUACUGGUUCAGUUUCAACUGGUGUUUCAGAUGCGGUUGUUGGUUCAGAUGCGGUUGUUGGUUCAGUGACUGGUUCGGAAGUAAUGACUGAUUCAGAUGGAGUCGAUGGUUCUGUGACAGCUUCAGAAGUAACCACUGAUUCAGAUGGAGUAGAUGGUUCAGUGACUGGUUCGGAAGUAAUGAGUGAUUCAGAUGAAGUUGAUGGUUCUGUGACAGCUUCAGAAGUAACCACUGAUUCAGAUGGAGUCGAUGGUUCAGGGACUGGUUCAGAAGUAACGACGGAUUCAGUAGGACUGGAUGGCUCAGUGACUGGCUCUGAAGUAACCAUUGAUUCAGAUGGAGUGGAUGGUUCAGUGACUGGUUCAGAAGUAAACACUGAUUCAGAUGGAAUGGAUGGUUCAGUGACAGCUUCAGGAGUAACCACUGAUUCAGAUGGAGUGGAUGGUUCUGUGACAGCUUCAGAAGUAACCACUGAUUCAGAUGGAGUGGAUGGUUCAGUGACUGGUUCAGUUUCAACUGGUGUUUCAGAUGUGGUUGUUGGUUCAGUGACUGUUUCGGAAGUAAUGACUGAUUCAGAUGGACUAGAUGGUUCAGGGACUGGUUCAGAAGUAACGACGGAUUCAGUAGGACUGGAUGGCUCAGUGACUGGCUCUGAAGUAACCAUUGAUUCAGAUGGAGUGGGUGGCUCAGUGACUGGUUCAGAAGUAACCAUUGAUUCAGAUGGAGUGGAUGGUUCAGUGACUGGCUCUGAAGUAACCAUUGAUUCAGAUGCCGUAGAUGGUUCAUUGACAGCUUCAGAAGUAACCACUGAUUCAGAUGGAGUGGAUGGUUCAGUGACAGCUUCGGAAGUAAUCAAUGAUUCAGAUGGAGUAGAUGGUUCAGGGACUGGUUCAGAAGUAACGACGGAUUCAGUAGAACUUGAUGGCUCAGUGACUGGCUCUGAAGUAACCACUGAUUCAGAUGGAGUGGAUGGUUCAGUGACUGGUUCAGUUUCUACUGGUGUUUCAGAUGCGGUUGUUGGUUCAGUGACUGGUUCGGAAGUAAUGACUGAUUCAGAUGGAGUCGAUGGUUCUGUGACAGCUUCAGAAGUAACCACUGAUUCAGAUGGAGUAGAUGGUUCAGGGACUGGUUCAGAAAUAACAACGGAUUCAGUAGGACUGGAUGGCUCAGUGACUGGCUCUGAAGUAACCAUUGAUUCAGGUGGAGUGGGUGAUUCAGUGACUGGUUCAGACGUAACCAUUGAUUCAGAUGCGGUUGUUGGUUCAGUGACUGGUUCGGAAGUAAUGACUGAUUCAGACGUAACCAUUGAUUCAGAUGCGGUUGUUGGUUCAGUGACUGGUUCGGAAGUAAUGACUGAUUCAUAUGAAGGCGAUGGUUCUGUGACAGGUUCAGAAGUAACCACUGAUUCAGAUGGACUGGAUGGUUCAGUGAGAGCUUCGGAAGUAACGACGGAUUCAGUAGGACUGGAUGGCUCAGUGACUGGCUCUGAAGUAACCAUUGAUUCAGAUGGAGUGGAUGGCUCAGUGACUGGUUCAGAAGUAAACACUGAUUCAGAUGGAAUGGAUGGUUCAGUGACAGCUUCAGGAGUAACCACUGAUUCAGAUGGAGUGGAUGGUUCUGUGACAGCUUCAGAAGUAACCACUGAUUCAGAUGGAGUGGAUGGUUCAGUGACUGGUUCAGUUUCAACUGGUGUUUCAGAUGUGGUUGUUGGUUCAGUGACUGGUUCGGAAGUAAUGACUGAUUCAGAUGGAGUCGAUGGUUCUAUGACAGCUUCAGAAGUAACCACUGAUUCAGAUGGAGUAGAUGGUUCAGGGACUGGUUCAGAAGUAACGACGGAUUCAGUAGGACUGGAUGGCUCAGUGACUGGCUCUGAAGUAACCAUUGAUUCAGAUGGAGUGGGUGGUUCAGUGACUGGUUCAGAAGUAACCAUUGAUUCAGAUGGAGUGGAUGGUUCAGUGACUGGCUCUGAAGUAACCAUUGAUUCAGAUGCCGUAGAUGGUUCAUUGACAGCUUCAGAAGUAACCACUGAUUCAGAUGGAGUGGAUGGUUCAGUGACAGCUUCGGAAGUAAUCAAUGAUUCAGAUGGAGUAUAUGGUUCAGGGACUGGUUCAGAAGUAACGACGGAUUCAGUAGAACUUGAUGGCUCAGUGACUGGCUCUGAAGUAACCACUGAUUCAGAUGGAGUGGAUGGUUCAGUGACUGGUUCAGUUUCAACUGGUGUUUCAGAUGCGGUUGUUGGUUCAGUGACAGUUUCGGAAGUAAUGACUGAUUCAGAUGGAGUCGAUGGUUCUGUGACAGCUUCAGAAGUAACCACUGAUUCAGAUGGAGUAGAUGGUUCAGGGACUGGUUCAGAAGUAACGACGGAUUCAGUAGGACUGGAUGGCUCAGUGACUGGCUCUGAAGUAACCAUUGAUUCAGGUGGAGUGGGUGAUUCAGUGACUGGUUCAGACGUAAAAAUUGAUUCAGAUGCGGUUGUUGGUUCAGUGACUGGUUCGGAAGUAAUGACUGAUUCAGAAGUAACCAUUGAUUCAGAUGCGGUUGUUGGUUCAGUGACUGGUUCGGAAGUAAUGACUGAUUCAGAUGGAGUGGAUGGUUCAGUGACAGCUUCGGAAGUAAUCAAUGAUUCAGCUGGAGUAGAUGGUUCAGAGACUGGUUCAGAAGUAACGACAGAUUCAGUAGAACUGGAUGUCUCAGUGACUGGCUCUGAAGUAACCACUGAUUCAGAUGGAGUGGAUGGUUCAGUGACAGCUUCGGAAGUAAUCAAUGAUUCAGAUGGAGUGGAUGGUUCAGUGACAGCUUCGGAAGUAAUCAAUGAUUCAGCUGGAGUAGAUGGUUCAGAAGUAACGACAGAUUCAGUAGAACUGGAUGGCUCAGUGACUGGCUCUGAAGUAACCACUGAUUCAGAUGGAGUGGAUGGUUCAGUGACUGGUUCAGUUUCAACUGGUGUUUCAGAUGUGGUUGUUGGUUCAGUGACUGGUUCGGAAGUAAUGACUGAUUCAGAUGGAGUCGAUGGUUCUGUGACAGCUUCAGAAGUAACCACUGAUUCAGAUGGAGUAGAUGGUUCAGGGACUGGCUCUGAAGUAACGACGGAUUCAGUAGGACUGGAUGGCUCAGUGACUGGCUCUGAAGUAACCACUGAUUCAGAUGGAAUGGAUGGUUCAGUUACUGGUUCAGUUUCAACUGGUGUUUCAGAUGCGGUUGUUGGUUCAGAUGCGGUUGUUGGUUCAGUGACUGGUUCGGAAGUAAUGACUGAUUCAGAUGGAGUCGAUGGUUCUGUGACAGCUUCAGAAGUAACCACUGAUUCAGAUGGAGUAGAUGGUUCAGGGACUGGUUCAGAAGUAACCAUUGAUUCAGAUGGAGUGGGUGGUUCAGUGAUUCGUUCAGAAGUAAUCAUUGAUUCAGAUGGAGUGGAUGGUUCAGUGACUGGUUUAGAAGUAAACACUGAUUCAGAUGGAAUGGAUGGUUCAGUGACAGCUUCAGGAGUAACCACUGAUUCAGAUGGAGUGGAUGGUUCAGUGACUGGUUCAGUUUCAACUGGUGUUUCAGAUGUGGUUGUUGGUUCAGUGACUGGUUCGGAAGUAAUGACUGAUUCAGAUGGAGUCGAUGGUUCUGUGACAUCUUCAGAAGUAACCACUGAUUCAGAUGGAGUGGAUGGUUCAGUGAAAGCUCCGGAAGUAAUCAAUGAUUCAGAUGGAGUGGAUGGUUCAGGGACUGGCCCAGAAGUAACGACGGAUUCAGUAGAACUGGAUGGCUCAGUGACUGGCUCUGAAGUAACCACUGAUUCAGAUGGAGUGGAUGGUUCAGUGACUGGUUCAGAAGUAACCAUUGAUUCAGAUGGAGUGGAUGGUUCAGUGACUGGUUCAGAAGUAAACACUGAUUCAGAUGGACUGGAUGGUUCAGUGACAGCUUCAGGAGUAACCACUGAUUUAGAUGUAGUGGAUGGUUCUGUGACAGCUUCAGAAGUAACCACUGAUUCAGAUGGAGUGGAUGGUUCAGUGACUGGUUCAGUUUCAACUGGUGUUUCAGAUGCGGUUGUUGGUUCAGUGACUGGUUCGGAAGUAAUGACUGAUUCAGAUGGAGUCGAUGGUUCUGUGACAGCUUCAGAAGUAACCACUGAUUCAGAUGGAGUAGAUGGUUCAGGGACUGGUUCAGAAGUAACGACUGAUUCAGUAGGACUGGAUGGCUCAGUGACUGGCUCUGAAGUAACCAUUGAUUCAGAUGGAGUGGGUGAUUCAGUGACUGGUUCAGAAGUAACCACUGAUUCAGAUGCGGUUGUUGGUUCAGUGACUGGUUCGGAAGUAAUGACUGAUUCAGAUGGAGUCGAUGGUUCUGUGACAGCUUCAGAAGUAACCACUGAUUCAGAUGGAGUGGAUGGUUCAGUGACAGCUUCGGAAGUAAUCAAUGAUUCAGAUGGAGUAGAUGGUUCAGGGACUGGUUCAGAAGUAACGACGGAUUCAGAUGCCGUGGAUGGCUCAGUGACUGGCUCUGAAGUAACCACUGUUUCAGAUGGAGUGGAUGGUUCAGUGACUGGUUCAGUUUCAAAUGGUGUUUCAGAUGCGGUUGUUGGUUCAGUGAGUGGUUCGGAAGUAAUGACUGAUUCAGAUGGAGUCGAUGGUUCUGUGACAGCUUCAGAAGUAACCACUGAUUCAGAUGGAGUAGAUGGUUCAGGGACUGGUUCAGAAGUAACGACGGAUUCAGUAGGACUGGAUGGCUCCGUGACUGGCUCUGAAGUAACCACUGAUUCAGAUGGAAUGGAUGGUUCAGUGACAGCUUCGGAAGUAAUCAAUGAUUCAGAUGGAGUAGAUGGUUCAGGGACUGGUUCAGAAGUAACGACGGAUUCAGUAGAAGUGGAUGGCUCAGUGACUGGCUCUGAAGUAACCAUUGAUUCAGAUGGAGUGGAUGGUUCAGUGACUGGCUCUGAAGUAACCAUUGAUUCAGAUGGAGUGGAUGGUUCAUUGAGAGCUUCAGAAGUAACCACUGAUUCAGAUGGAGUGGAUGGUUCAGUUACAGCUUCGGAAGUAAUGAAUGAUUCAUAUGGAGUUGGGGGUUCAGUGACUGAUUCAGAACUAACCAUUGAUUCAGAUGGAGUGGAUGGUUCAGUGACUGGUUCAGAAGUAAACAUUGAUUCAGAUGGAGUGGAUGGUUCAGUGACAGCUUCAGAAGUAACCAUUGAUUCAGAUGGAGUGGAUGGUUCUGUGACAGCUUCAGAAGUAACCACUGAUUCAGAUGGAGUGGAUGGUUCAGUGACUGUUUCAGUUUCAACUGGUGUUUCAGAUGCGGUUGUUGGUUCAGUGAACUGUUCGGAAGUAAUGACUGAUUCAGAUGGAGUCGAUGGUUCUGUGACAACUUCAGAAGUAACCACUGAUUCAGAUGGAGUAGAUGGUUCAGUGACUGGUUCCGAAGUAACGACAGAUUCACUAGGACUGGAUGGCUCAGUGACUGGUUCAGAAGUAACCAUUGAUUCAGAUGGAGUGGAUGGUUCAGUGACUGGCUCUGAAGUAACCAUUGAUUCAGAUACCGUAGAUGGUUCAGUGACAGCUUCAGAAGUAACCACUGAUUCAGAUGGAGUGGAUGGUUCAGUGACAGCUUCGGAAGUAAUCAAUGAUUCAGAUGGAGUUGGGGGUUCAGUGACUGAUUCAGAAGUAUCCAUUAAUUCAGAUGGACUGGAUGGUUCAGUGACAGCUCCAGGAGUAACCACUGAUUCAGAUGGACUAGAUGGUUCUGUGACAGCUUCAGAAGUAACCACUGAUUCAGAUGGAGUGGAUGGUUCAGUGACUGGUUCAGUUUCAACUGGUGUUUCAGAUGCGGUUGUUGGUUCAGUGACAGGUUCGGAAGUAAUGACUGAUUCAGAUGGAGUCGAUGGUUCUGUGACAGCUUCAGAAGUAACCACUGAUUCAGAUGGAGUAGAUGGUUCAGGGACUGGUUCAGAAGUAACGACGGAUUCAGUAGGACUGGAUGGCUCAGUGACUGGCUCUGAAGUAACCAUUGAUUCAGAUGGAGUGGAUGGUUCAGUGACUGGCUCUGAAGUAACCAUAGAUUCAGAUGCCGUAGAUUGUUCAUUGACAGCUUCAGAAGUAACCACUGAUUCAGAUGGAGUGGAUGGUUCAGUGACAGCUUCGGAAGUAAUCAAUGAUUCAGAUGGAGUAGAUGGUUCAGGGACUGGUUCAGAAGUAACGACGGAUUCAAUAGAACUGGAUGGCUCAGUGACUGGCUCUGAAGUAACCACUGAUUCAGAUGGAGUGGAUGGUUCAGUGACUGGUUCAGUUUCAACUGGUGUUUCAGAUGCGGUUGUUGGUUCAGUGACUGGUUCGGACGUAUUGACUGAUUCAGAUGGAGUCGAUGGUUCUGUGACAGCUUCAGAAGUAACCACUGAUUCAGAUGGAGUAGAUGGUUCAGGGACUUGUUCAGAAGUAACGACGGAUUCAGUAGAACUGGAUGGCUCAGUGACUGGCUCUGAAGUAACCAUUGAUUCAGAUGGAGUGGAUGGUUCAGUGACUGGUUCAGUUUCAACUGGUGUUUCAGAUGCGGUUGUUGGUUCAGUGACAGCUUCGGAAGUAAUGACUGAUUCAGAUGCAGUCGAUGGUUCUAUGACAGCUUCAGAAGUAACCACUGAUUCAGAUGGAGUAGAUGGUUCAGGGACUCGUUCAGAAGUAACGACGGAUUCAGUAGGACUGGAUGGCUCAGUGACUGGUUCAGAAGUAACCAUUGAUUCAGAUGGAGUGGAUGGUUCAGUGACUGGUUCUGAAGUAACCAUUGAUUCAGAUGCCGUAGAUGGUUCAUUGACAGCUUCAGAAGUAACCACUGAUUCAGAUGGAGUGGAUGGUUCAGUGACAGCUUCGGAAGUAAUCAAUGAUUCAGAUGGAGUUGGGGGUUCAGUGACUGAUUCAGAAGUAAAUACUGAUUCAGAUGGACUGGGUGGCUCAGUGACUGGUUCAGAAGUAACCACUGAUUCAGAUGGACUGGAUGAUUCAGUGACAGCUUCAGGAGUAACCACUGAUUCAGAUGGAGUGGAUGUUUCUGUGACAGCUUCGGAAGUAAUCAAUGAUUCAGAUGGAGUAGAUGGUUCAGGGACUGGUUCAGAAGUAACCAUCGAUUCAGAUGGAGUGGGUGGUUCAGUGACUGGUUCAGAAGUAACCAUUGAUUCAGAUGGAGUGGAUGGUUCAGUGACUGGUUCAGUUUCAACUGGUGUUUCAGAUGCGAUGCGGUUGUUGGUUCAGUGA